This is a messenger RNA of Rosa chinensis, 1286 nucleotides long. RefSeq names its product ADP-ribosylation factor 2-B. The transcript has 7 exons. The record is from RefSeq and is a predicted model, not a curated record. Lineage: Eukaryota; Viridiplantae; Streptophyta; Magnoliopsida; Rosales; Rosaceae. Gene Ontology annotation, molecular function: GTP binding; GTPase activity. Gene Ontology annotation, cellular component: cytoplasm. Bases 314 to 859 code for a protein of 181 amino acids. Gene Ontology annotation, biological process: intracellular protein transport; vesicle-mediated transport.
AAACAAAUACAUCUAGAUUGCAUCUAAUAGACGACAUCAAUUUUGAACUUGAAAUUAAUUUUGUCAAAACUAUAUUUCACUUUUCUCAUUUUUGGCCAACAACCUGAUAAUGCUGAUACAACGUUUCAAAUUUAAACCAAACCGUUAACACCCGCCUUUCCCGUAGCCUAUAAAUGGCGCGAGGGACGAAGAGAGCUGCCUCUCUGGAAUCCGAAUCUGAAUCUGCAUCUGCAUCUGCUUUUAGAUUAAGAAAGUAGUGACCGUACGGCCCCAUAAGACCCACACAUGCACACGUCUCUUUCUACCAUACAAGAUGGGGUUGUCUUUCGCCAAACUUUUCAGCAAACUUUUUGCUAAGAAAGAUAUGCGUAUUCUUAUGGUGGGUCUUGAUGCUGCUGGUAAAACCACCAUUUUGUAUAAGCUCAAGUUAGGCGAAAUCGUUACCACCAUUCCUACCAUUGGAUUUAAUGUGGAAACUGUGGAAUACAAAAACAUCAGCUUCACAGUGUGGGAUGUUGGGGGCCAAGACAAGAUUCGACCACUAUGGAGACACUACUUCCAAAACACACAAGGGCUUGUCUUUGUGAUUGACAGCAAUGAUCGAGAUCGUGUUAUUGAGGCUAAAGAUGAGCUGCACAGGAUGUUGAAUGAGGACGAGUUGAGGGAUGCUGUGCUUCUUGUGUUUGCAAACAAGCAAGAUCUUCCAAAUGCAAUGAAUGCUGCUGAGAUCACCGAUAAGCUUGGCCUUCAUUCUCUUCGACAACGCCAUUGGUAUAUCCAGAGUACAUGUGCCACUUCCGGUGAAGGAUUGUACGAGGGAUUGGACUGGCUUUCAAACAACAUUGCUAACAAGGCAUAGAGGAUUCUGCAGGUUACUAGCUAUCUCCAUCUGUGAGUACGUGUAUGUGCAAACCCAGCCCAUCAUAUAUCGCAAAUAGGCCGGAAAGCAAUCUGUCUUGGCUUAUAUUAUCCUGCAACCCUGUCAGUUGGGUUCAACUUGGUCUAUUUCAGUUCAUUGUCUAGACUUGAUUUGCUAAGCCAAAUAUUAUUCGUAAAGUCGUAACUGAUGAUCUACUUCUCGCUUAAAUGGGGAUGUACUCAGCCAUUACUUUGUCACAGAAAUUUCGAGCAAGAGUGUGCCAAAGUGGGAGGUGGGACUCAUGGAUGACUAGUUGUUGUAUAAUUCCAAUUUUUGUGUAAUAAAUAAAUAAAUAAAUAAACAACAAAAAAUACCAAAAUUGUAUUAUCUAGACACCAAAAAGAACCGAGUAAUUGACGGACAAUUC